Asparagus officinalis (garden asparagus) is the source of this 2793-nucleotide messenger RNA. Its product is annotated as serine/threonine-protein kinase WNK8-like. The record is from RefSeq and is a predicted model, not a curated record. The transcript is spliced from 8 exons. The coding region runs from base 670 to 2535 and encodes 621 amino acids. Lineage: Eukaryota; Viridiplantae; Streptophyta; Magnoliopsida; Asparagales; Asparagaceae. Gene Ontology annotation, molecular function: protein serine/threonine kinase activity; ATP binding. Gene Ontology annotation, biological process: intracellular signal transduction; protein phosphorylation. Gene Ontology annotation, cellular component: cytoplasm.
UUUCAUUUCUUUCCAUCCUCUCACCGAACACCUGUUCGUUAUCUCCCUCUCUCUCGCUCUCUAUUAGGGCUAGGGUUUUGAUCCUCGAUAAAAAAUAGAAAUCGAUCCUCUUUUCCCUUUUCCAAUCCUCUAUCUAUUUGCGUUUCCAAUUGCCGAUCUCAUGUUUCUUUUCUUCAUUUUUUAGGGCUCGGGGUUGUUCAUCAUCCCGAGCUCUACGACCCCCCUCCCCUUUUGAUUUCCAAUCAAAUUUGAUUCCGGUUGAUUGAAUCGAUGGAGUAUUUUAUUGUCGAGGGAUUGGAUUUGGCGGGAGAAUGAGGGGGCGGUGGCGGGAGCAAGAUCGGAUCGGGAGAUUGGGGACGAAUCGGAUGAUGGAUGGGGGCUCGCAAUCGGUCAUCGGAUGCCGAAUCCGCAUGAGAUCGGAGGCAUUCGAUUCAUUCUCUGCUGCUUCUGAGUCGUUCUCUGAAGGAAAUUGCUCCUCUUAUCGGGUUCGGAUCUGGGUCCGAAUCUGGUAGGGUUGAAAUUGGGCCCUGCUGCUUUUCUGCUACUUCGUUGGUUCUCUCCUCUGGCUCCUCCUCCUCCUUUUUUUCUGAAUUUUUUAUUUUAGUUUUAUCUGUAUAAACAAAAGGGGAAAAAAAUCCAGCUUGGUGAUUGGGUUUCGGAUCUUGAGUUAUGGAUCCGAUAAAGAACGGGCAUCAGGUUGAUGGUCGUGGGGAUGUGGAGUAUGCUGAGAUGGAUCCAACUGGGCGAUACAUCCGGUAUGAUGAGAUUUUAGGCAAAGGGGCCUUCAAGACGGUUUACAAGGCAUUUGAUGAGAUUGACGGGAUUGAAGUUGCAUGGAAUCAAGUGAGGAUUGAUGAUGUGUUACAUUCUCCAGAGAACCUUGAGAGGCUAUAUUCAGAAGUUCAUUUACUGAAAUCCGUGAGGCAUGAGAACAUAAUGAAAUUUUACAAUUCAUGGGUUGAUGAUCAGAGUAAAACUAUCAAUAUUAUCACUGAGCUGUUCACUUCUGGAAGUCUUAGGCAAUAUCGUGUGAAACAUAAAAAAGUUGAUCUAAAGGCAAUAAAGAACUGGGCCAGACAAAUUCUUCGAGGUUUAGCCUAUCUUCAUAGCCAUGAUCCACCUAUUCUUCAUAGAGAUUUGAAAUGUGACAAUAUAUUUGUCAAUGGAAAUCAUGGAGAAGUCAAAAUUGGGGAUUUGGGGCUGGCUACUGUUAUGCAGCAACCUACUGCUCGUAGUGUAAUUGGUACUCCUGAAUUCAUGGCACCUGAGCUCUAUGAGGAAGAAUACAAUGAACUAGUUGAUGUUUAUUCAUUUGGGAUGUGCAUGUUAGAGAUGGCCACAUUUGAAUAUCCAUAUAGUGAAUGUAGAAAUGCAGCUCAGAUUUAUAAGAAAGUCACUUCUGGGAUAAAGCCAGCAGCACUUGCAAAAGUUACGGAUCCCCAAGUAAGGCAUUUCAUUGAAAAAUGUUUGCUUCCUGCUUCUGAGAGAUUACCUGCAAAAGACCUUCUAAAAGAUCCCUUUCUCCAAUGUAAUAAUGUGCUCGAUUAUGAUCUUGUGCAACAAUGUAACUUCCAACAAUGCCAUGUUGCACCGAAUGUGAUAAAUGAAUCAAAAUUGGAAAGGACAUCAAUGGAGGUUGACUCAGAUAGUAAGAUGUUUGACAUCUGCAUUGGUUCUGAUAAUAGCACUAUGAACCCUCAUAUACAAGUGUUGGAAUUUCAAAAAACUAAUGGAGCCAAUGAAUUUAGACUGAAAGGGGAGAAAAAUGGCGACCAUUCUGUUUCACUUGUUCUGCGAAUUGCUGAUUCUUCGUGUCCAGUGAGAAAUAUUCACUUUCUGUUUUAUUUAGAUUCUGAUACACCACUUGCAGUUGCUCGAGAAAUGGUGGAACACUUGGAACUUUCUGAUUAUGAUGUAGUGUUUAUAGCAGAUUUCAUUGAUAAUUUGAUAAUGAAGCUCGUACCUGGAUGGAAAUCUUCAUCAGAUUAUACUUCUAGUGGAACAAUGACCCUUUACAAGGAAUAUGAAAAAAAUCAACUUUCAUUUGGAUCUGAUUGGAACUCACGUCCAUCGAGUCCUGCAGAGACUGGUGUGGAACAGAGUGUUCUUUCUGUAUUGAACUACGCUGGUUCCAUUGCAUAUAGUACAUCAAUUGAAGACGCUCCGUACAAGAAGAUGAAUGAAUGUCGCUUGCAUGAAGAUUCUAAUUCUGUUUCCAGUCAUGUACAUGGAGAAGACAAGUGUUCUCAAGGAUCUACCAUGUCAUUUCUUAUGACCGGAAGUUACAAAAGCUUAAGUGGAUCCGCAACCGAUGUGGAUUCUGGCCUUAUUGACUAUGCUAGUCUCAAAGUGGACGAGAACUUCUGCAACGUUGAAGGCCUUAAUUUGGAUGAAAAACAUCAAGAUGGAUUGAAGGCAGAACUUGAAAUGAUUGAUGCUCAAUAUAAGCGCUGGUUUAAUGACUUGUUGAGAAAGCGGGAGGAGGCAUUGGAGAGUGCUAGACAGAGGUGGUUUAUGAAGAAGAGAGAAGAUUAACCUUUCUCAACUUUCUAUCUUGCACCUCAAUUUUUUUUUCCCCUUUUACCUUUGAGAAAAAAAAAACAUACUUUAGUCAUUUAUAUUUUUAGCUUGUCGAAUAAUCGUCCCAGUUUUUAUGAAAUUUUAGUUUAAAUAAUGUUCAGCGACUUACAUAAUAUGUCUAUAUCUUUAAGCAUGAAUGCUGGAUUUCCCCUUCACUGUAUAUUCUCUGUUAUGACUAUUGAAAUCAAUGUUGAUAUGGUAUUUUGUGGCUUA